Messenger RNA from Macrobrachium nipponense, 2009 nucleotides. Its product is annotated as RNA-binding protein cabeza-like. NCBI's taxonomy places the organism in Eukaryota, Metazoa, Arthropoda, Malacostraca, Decapoda, Palaemonidae. The record is from RefSeq and is a predicted model, not a curated record. Gene Ontology annotation, molecular function: mRNA binding. The coding region runs from base 127 to 744 and encodes 205 amino acids. The transcript is spliced from 7 exons.
CCCGUAAAAUGCGGGGGUCCCCGUGAGGUCGGUCUUGUUUGAAGUUGACACGUUGUUUGGCGGGCGACACCGGCUUCGAAAAUUCUGCUUCUCUUUUUCUUCACUUUCUCCGGGACAUUUUGAGAUAUGGAUGAUUCAAGAGGACGUGACGAUUGGGGUGGCGGUAGGUGGCCAGACAGAUACUCCGAUCAGGAUUCUGGUAGCCGAGACCGAUACUCAGGAAGUCGCUCGAUUAACAGCAAGCCUGGCGAUUGGGACUGUCCAAACUGUCAGUUCUUGAACUUUGCAUCGCGAUCAAUGUGUUUCAAGUGCAGAACACCUAAAGAUUCUGAUGGGUUUGGAUCUGGAGGACGUGUGGGUGGUGGAAUGCGCGAAAUGCGCCCUGGAGACUGGGCCUGUCCCAAGUGUCAGUUCCACAAUUUCUCGUCGAGGGGCAUGUGCUACAAGUGCAAUUCUCCAAGGGGGGGUGGUGGCGGUGAUCGUUACUCUAGUCCUCGCGGUGGCAGCAGGCCUGGGGAAUGGGAUUGCCCCAGUUGCCAGUUUUCCAACUUCUCGCACAGGGAUUACUGCUUGAAGUGCAGGAUCCCCAGAGAAGGUGGACGAUCAGUUGGUGGCGGCGGUGGUGGUGGUGGUGGUGGAAUGGAUAGGAACAACAUGCGUCCAGGGGACUGGGAAUGCAAUAGCUGCCAGUUCCACAACUUUGCCUCCCGAGAUCAGUGCUUCAAGUGCAACACCCCUAAAUGAUGUGCGCUCUAGCCCAUCUACUAGAGAGAACACCAAGGACCAAGACAACGUGAAGGAGGGUGUGCCACUCGCAAUAUAUAUAUGGAAUAUUUUUAUUUAAUCCGAUUAAGAGUUUGUGUACAGUUGCUCAAGUGGUAUCGGAGGGUUUUUUUUUUUUCCUGACAUACAGUAUGUGAAGAGGCUAUUUUAAUUUGUUAUGAUUUACUCUAAAAGUGUCACGUCAUUCUGGAGAAAACUUUCUUUUUAAGUUGUGGUACAAAACGAGGGAAGGUAACAAAGCGGUCGUUCACUGCCAGAUACGUUAGUCUUUUCCUCUUAUAUAUGGUGGAGCCAGUUCUGUGCGUUAGGGGAUGUUACAGGCCAAACAGAUUUUUUUUUCUUUGUUGUAAUGGAUAUCAUUAAUAUUUUGUUUCAUCCAUAUCAUUGGUCAUUAGCUUUUAGGCGGAUGUUAUAAUUUUUUGUUAAUUGCAUUUGAAAUUUUGUUAAUUAGGAAUUACUGUCUUAGGUACCAGUUGAUGGGUUUGAUAUUGAAGUUCUUUUUGAUGUGAAUGCUUGUUACUGGGUUAUUUAUAUACAUUAUAUAUUUAUAUAUAUUUAACUUGAGUAAUUGAUGUAUAUUUGCAGCAGAAUUGUUGUUAUGGUGCAUCAGCUGAUGCUGCCUUUCUUCUCGCUUCAAUAUCAAGCCUAUGGCGACUUUAAUAAUGGAUUUCCUCUUGAAAUGUAGUCAUAAAGAACCUAGUUUUCCCUUUUGUGACUGUUUUUACGUGAAGUGGGAUUUACUACGAGUGUGUCAAAAGGCAUUACCUUUAUAUAUACGGUAUAUAUGUAUACAAAUAUAUAUAUCUGUACCUGAUUUCCCAAGAUGAAAAAAAAUAUAUAAAAGUUUAUUUUAGUAUUAGGAUGUGUAACCCAUCAGUGUGUAAGAAAGUGUGCGAUGGUCACAUUGUAAGCCUUUUGGUUUUUUCUUUUCUUUUUUUUUCUUUUUAUAUAAUUAUGGGUUUUAUCUUGAAGUAGUCCUUUUUUAUAUAUAUAAUUUUUGUGAUAUGGUGGAAAAAGGUUUAUUUUUCUCUAGAAAGAGGGGUGGUCAGUUAUCAGCGUCUGGACCGUGAUCACACCACGGCCGACAUUUAAUGUUUAAAAAAUUUUAUAUAGCGUAAGGACAACUGACAUAGGAACUUAGUUUUUGUAUGCAAAGGAGACACAUUGGUAGCUUUUGUAUUGGGUCAAGACUAAUGAUUACAAGGAGAAAUAAAUUACAGCAAAUA